Messenger RNA from Carassius auratus (goldfish), 1446 nucleotides. Its product is annotated as rab-like protein 3. The transcript is spliced from 8 exons. Bases 54 to 755 code for a protein of 233 amino acids. Lineage: Eukaryota; Metazoa; Chordata; Actinopteri; Cypriniformes; Cyprinidae. The record is from RefSeq and is a predicted model, not a curated record.
UUUGUUCUUAUACAAGGACGCACAGCACAGCGUAAAACAACUUCCGGAAAGAAAUGGCAUCUUUGGACAGGGUGAAAGUGUUGGUUUUAGGAGAUUCCGGAGUAGGGAAGUCCUCUCUUGUACAUUUACUGUGCCAGAAUCAAGUUUUGGGGAACCCCUCAUGGACUGUGGGCUGCUCAGUGGACGUCAGGGUUCAUGACUACAAAGAAGGCACUCCAGAAGAGAAGACAUGCUACAUUGAACUCUGGGACGUUGGGGGAUCUGUUGACAGUGCCAGCAGUGUCAAAAGCACCAGAGCUGUGUUUUACAAUUCUGUAAAUGGCAUUAUUUUAGUUCAUGAUUUGACCAAUAAGAAAUCCUCCCAGAAUCUGAAUCCCUGGUCAUUGGAGGCUUUGAGUAAAGACUCCUCUCCAACUGGCAUCAUUGUGUCAAAUGGGGAUUAUGACAGAGAACAGUUUGCAGAGAACUCAGUUCCCCUCCUGCUUAUUGGCACCAAAUUUGAUCAAAUCCCAGAAAACAAGAGGAAUGAUGUUCUGACCCGCACUGCCUUUUUAUCUGAAGACUUUAAUGCAGAAGAGAUCAAUUUGGAUUGUACAAAUCCACGGUAUCUUGCUGCUGGAUCUUCAAAUGCUGUUAAGCUAAGCCGAUUCUUUGACAAGGUAAUCGAGAAGAGAUACUUCACAAGAGACCCUAGCCAGAUGCAGAGUUUCACAGACAGGAGGCGCUUUAAUUUCAAGAGUCUGCACAAUGAUUGAGUGUACAAAUAUACUUUGGACUGGUGGGUUUAGUCAUGUUUGUAACCUGGACAUAUAUAUGAAUAUUCUUUUGUCAUCAUGUUUCUUUGCAAAAUCCAAUCAGUUUUAGUGUUUUUUUUUUUUUUUUUAAAUGACUUUUAAUCUUAGCAUCCGGCUUACCAUGACUGAACAAUUUAUGUGAAAUAAUCAUCAUCUCUAUUCUGAGAUUUGUGUAUGUAUUUUCAUAUGUGAUGGUAAAAAAUGUGUACUUAAUGAAAUACUACUACUCUUCCCUUCUCAAGUCUACUGUUCAUACUAAUGGGGUGACACGGAUCCCCCUUUUUCAGUAAAAGGUAACGGAAAUGGUUUCCCCCGUUUGUGUAAUUCCAGGAGAUAUGACAGGGUUUCUAUUAAAUAAACAAUUUUUGCUUAAUCUUUAGGAUUUUCAGGAUCUUCCUGUCAUCAGAAGGAAGAAAUUAAUAUUACCAUAGAUUUAACUUUUUUUGUUAUUGAUUUUUUUUAUUUAAAAAUGAUUCAGAAUUCUUUGCUAUAUUAGCAAGCCAUGAAAAUUGUGUAUAGAUUUAUUUGCAUAAUAAGUUUGGCUCUUCUUUUCCACUUCUUUAUUUAUAUAUAUUUAUCAAAUCAAAUUCUACAGUUGUAUGGUAUUGUAUGGAAUUAUUAAUUUGUUUUCAGUAAACGAGCAGAUAAGAAA